GUGCCGCCAGGCCCCCUCAGCUUUGAGGCGCUACUCGCCCAGGUGGGGGCGCUGGGCGGCGGCCAGCAACUGCAGCUCGGCCUCUGCUGUCUACCCGUGCUCUUCGUGGCGCUGGGUAUGGCCUCGGACCCCAUCUUCACGCUGGCGCCCCCACUGCAUUGCCACUAUGGGGGCUUCCCGCCCAAUGCCUCUGGCUGGGAGCAGCCCCCCAAUGCCAGCGGCGUCAGCGUCGCCAGCACAGCCCUAGCAGCCAGUGCCGCCAGCCGCGUCGCCACCAGUACGGACCCCUCGUGCAGCGGCUUCGCCCCGCCGGACUUCAACCAUUGCCUCAAGGACUGGGACUAUAACGGCCUGCCAGUGCUCACCACCAACGCCAUUGGCCAGUGGGAUCUGGUGUGUGACCUGGGCUGGCAGGUGAUCCUGGAACAGAUCCUCUUCAUCUUGGGCUUUGCCUCCGGCUACCUGUUCCUGGGAUACCCUGCAGACAGGUUUGGCCGUCGUGGGAUUGUGCUGCUGACCUUGGGGCUGGUGGGCCCCUGCGGAGUAGGAGGGGCUGCUGCUGGCUCCUCCACAGGCGUCAUGGCCCUCCGCUUCCUCCUGGGCUUUCUGCUUGCUGGUGUUGACCUCGGUGUCUACCUGAUGCGCCUGGAGCUGUGCGACCCAACCCAGAGGCUUCGGGUGGCCCUGGCAGGGGAGUUGGUGGGGGUGGGAGGGCACUUCCUGUUCCUGGGCCUGGCCCUUGUCUCUAAGGACUGGCGAUUUCUGCAGCGAAUGAUCACCGCUCCCUGCAUCCUCUUCCUGUUUUAUGGCUGGCCUGGUCUGUUUCUGGAGUCUGCACGGUGGCUGAUCGUGAAGCGGCAGAUCGAGGAGGCACAGUCAGUGCUGAGGAUCCUGGCUGAACGGAACCGGCCGCAUGGGCAGAUGCUGGGAGAAGAGGCCCAGGAGGCCCUGCAGGACCUGGAGAACACCUGCCCUCUCCCUGCAACAUCCUCCUUUUCCUUCGCGUCCCUCCUCAACUACCGCAACAUCUGGAAAAAUCUGCUUAUCCUGGGCUUUACCAACUUCAUUGCCCAUGCCAUUCGCCACUGCUACCAGCCUGUGGGAGGAGGAGGGAGCCCAUCAGACUUCUACCUGUGUUCUCUGCUGGCCAGCGGCACGGCAGCCCUAGCCUGCGUCUUCCUGGGAGUCACUGUGGACCGAUUUGGCCGCCGGGGCAUCCUGCUGCUGUCGAUGACCCUCACUGGCAUUGCGUCCCUGGUCCUGCUGGGCUUGUGGGAUUAUCUGAACGAGGCUGCCAUCACCACCUUCUCUGUCCUUGGGCUCUUCUCCUCCCAAGCUGCUGCCAUCCUUAGCACCCUCCUCGCAGCGGAAGUCAUCCCUACCACCGUCCGGGGCCGUGGCCUAGGUCUGAUCAUGGCCCUGGGGGCCCUAGGGGGGCUGAGUGGGCCAGCUCAGCGCCUCCACAUGGGCCACGGAGCCUUCCUGCAGCAUGUGGUGCUGGCGGCCUGUGCCCUCCUCUGCAUCCUCAGCAUCAUGCUUCUGCCAGAGACCAAGCGCAAGCUCCUGCCCGAGGUGCUCCGGGAUGGGGAGCUGUGCCGCCGGCCCUCCUUGCUGCGGCAGCCACCUCCUAACCGCUGUGACCACGUCCCGCUGCUUGCCACCCCCAACCCUGCCCUCUGAGUGGCCUCUGCACAUCCUGGCGGGAGGCUGACCCACACAGAAAGGUGGCGUAGGGCCCUGGCAAGGAGACUGGGAAGUGAGGAAGGCAGGGCUGCUGAGAAGGCUCAGAGGCACCUCACGCCAGCCG
Tupaia belangeri chinensis (Chinese tree shrew) is the source of this 1807-nucleotide messenger RNA. RefSeq names its product solute carrier family 22 member 17 (gene SLC22A17). Lineage: Eukaryota; Metazoa; Chordata; Mammalia; Scandentia; Tupaiidae. Gene Ontology annotation, molecular function: transmembrane transporter activity. Gene Ontology annotation, cellular component: membrane. Gene Ontology annotation, biological process: transmembrane transport. The coding region runs from base 118 to 1680 and encodes 520 amino acids. The transcript has 9 exons. The record is from RefSeq and is a predicted model, not a curated record.